Molecule: messenger RNA, 995 nt
Organism: Ctenopharyngodon idella (grass carp)
Lineage: Eukaryota; Metazoa; Chordata; Actinopteri; Cypriniformes; Xenocyprididae
Gene: rabif
Product: RAB interacting factor
Exons: 3
Coding region: 213-611 (132 amino acids)
Biological process (GO): post-Golgi vesicle-mediated transport; small GTPase-mediated signal transduction
Cellular component (GO): cytosol; membrane
Molecular function (GO): zinc ion binding; guanyl-nucleotide exchange factor activity
Source: RefSeq, a predicted model, not a curated record
UGUUUUUUAGCCGGACUGCUUUAGCAGUUGCGCAUGUAUUAGCAGUUAGCGCUGACACUAGUCCGCUAGUGUUUUCCAACUAGUAUCUAUUAUUGUGUUUAUACUUAAGUUACCAUAUUUGUACUCAACAUUUCGAAGACCAUAUCUGGAUAACAAAUCUGACUUAUACAGGAUCAGUUUUCCUCAUGGUCUGACUUAGUUUUCUUACUAACAUGGAUGACAGUAAACAGACCUCCUCUCCCGAGGGAUCUGUAGACCCCUCUCUCGUGUCAGAAGAUGGUAAAAAUGUGAAAUCAGUGUUGUGCCAGAGAUGUUCUUCAAAAGUGCUCUGCCCAGGCAUGGCAGUGAUUGCAGAAAAGGAGCUGUUUCUGCCUUCAAUGAGAAAGAAAACCUCCAUUGGUCAGUCAGACGGAACGUUGGAUGGGGACACGUUAACAGCUCACUGGCUGGUUGAUGACAUGUACACAUUUGAGAAUGUGGGGUUCACAAAAGAUGUAGGCAAAGUGAAGUACCUUAUUUGUGCGGAUUGUGAGAUUGGACCCAUUGGUUGGCAUUGCCUGGAUGACAAGAAGAGCUUCUAUGUGGCAUUGGACAGGGUGAACCACGAAUAGUCACUGUUUGGAGAAAUUCUAUAGUAUUUGACUAUGUAACUCAAAUGGCUUCCUUGUUUGGGGUCUUGUUUUUUGCUCUCUUCACAGAGUUCUGAAAAGUUUUUGUAUAGUUUUUUAUUGUGACGUUUUCAUUUUCACUGCUAACAUGUACACAUGUCUAACAUCAUAGUCUGCCAUAGAUGAAUGGAGACGAUCGUUUUAAACAUUCCUUAACACAAGACCUUUCCAUUAUCUCUCUAUGAGUUUUCAGAACACAUGAAGUCACUUUUGUGUACGAGGAGAUUUAGAAGGACAGUGCUUGUCAAAUAACAAAAUUCAUUGUUGACCAUUUAAGAGAAUUGCAAUAUUAUACUGAAAAAAAUAAAAUAUAACUCUAAACUGUUA